AUGUCUCGACUUCCAGCACCGGAGAUUCCAGUGGCUCAAGCCUCAAUUCCUCUUGACAUUCGCGGCAGCAACGAUGGAUUGGAAGAUAGCAAAACAAGUUCCGUUGAAAUCGCUAGUGUGAACCACGAUGCAACCGGCCCACAAAGACGAAAAGGGGGCAUUGCUUUCGUUUCCUCUAUCAGCAAGAACGAGCCGGUAGUGACUCGAAGAGAGUUAUGGAGCUAUUACU
Marasmius oreades (fairy-ring Marasmius) is the source of this 229-nucleotide messenger RNA. RefSeq lists its product as uncharacterized. The record is from RefSeq and is a predicted model, not a curated record. Lineage: Eukaryota; Fungi; Basidiomycota; Agaricomycetes; Agaricales; Marasmiaceae. The annotation marks the transcript as partial. The transcript has a single exon.